AUGACUGAAAAUAACAUGGAAUCCAUUAGUGAUAAUGAAGAACUCAUACAAAAAGUAAAAAAAAGUCAACCUUGCCAUCUGGUUUGGCAGUAUCUCUCAUGGAAUAUGGACAAGACUUUUGCUUCCUGUGAUCUAUGUCAACAACAAUAUGGUUCUAAAACUGGUGUUAGUACGAUCAAAGGAUAUUUCAUGACAAAUCAUCAAAACAAGUGGAAAGAAAUUAAAAAACAAGCUAUGAUUACUAUCAAGCCAGUUGCGCAAUAUAUUAAAUUGGAUGAAAAAAAGAUUGCAAAAUUAAAUGUUCUAUUUCUUCAAUGGAUCAUACGCGAUCAACAAUCAUUUUCAAUUGUCAGUGAUAGUGAUUUUCGUGAUUUUGUGGAAGCUCUAAAUCCCCAAUACAAGUUAUUAUGUUGGCAAGUUAUUUCUACAAAGGUACAACAUCUGUAUGAAGAACAAUGA
Messenger RNA from Acaulospora morrowiae, 459 nucleotides. The record is from the annotation of a GenBank genome assembly. Lineage: Eukaryota; Fungi; Glomeromycota; Glomeromycetes; Diversisporales; Acaulosporaceae.